AAUGGAUCAGUAGCCGACCGUGGAUCGCGAGGAAAAUUCUUGGAAGAAUAGCAAGGGAAGAAAAAGAAGAUUCGUCUAAGGAGACAGCCAUGAAGUUGCCGCUUUUGCAGCUCGCGAUAUCGAUUCUCUUAACUGUUCCCGCCAGCAGCUGGCCUUAUCGCGGCACGGUGGGCGACAGAGAAUCGACGGUGUUGGUCGGCCCGGUUUACGGACUGUCACCUGUGAGCCUGUUGCCCGCAAAACCGGAGCUUUUGGGGACGGUGAUCCGUGGCCCUGCGACGGGAACCACGUUCGUCGAGGGAUCCUCCUCCGGCCCCGUCACCAUCGUGUCCCCUGGAACGCCCGCAAACGCACCCCGAACAACGCCAUCCCCGGCGCAAACCGUCGUCUCAGGUGCGCCGGAAGAUACGGUGCUCAUUAAAGGAGCCUCGGCUGGGGCGGUGACGUUGGUGGCCCCGUCUGACAAUUCUAUCGCCAAUAACGCGUCAGCCCAGGCUGAGGCGAAGAAAGGCGGCGGUGCAGCAGCGUCAGCUGCUGUUGCAAUCGAAAAUGCAGAAGAAUCGUCGUCGCCGCCAAUUAAGGAAACAAUAGGCGUAGCGUCGGCGAACGCGGUGAUAGGUCCCUCGACCGGGCCCAUAAUCAUCGCCGGUCCAACUGCUCCCCCCCUACCUAUUCCCGUUUCCACGUCCGAACAGCCAGUUGCUGCCACCGUUGUUGAGACGAAUUCUCACGAUUCUCUCAGCGUGACCUCCACCGCAACCGCCAAUCUCUCAGUUUCCGGCUCGAUAACGACUGUUGAACGAGCCGAGGAUGAAGGGCCCGGUCUAGCGACAGAUAGCACAGAAUCAAGGAAGAUCGAGGGUACGGCAUCAAGCACGAGCACCGUGACGACCACUUCCGGGAGCAUCACUACAGCAUCCGCAACAGCGAGAGUUAAUUUGAUUUCACCAGCGUCUACGAUCGCGGUCGGUCCCUUAAGUAACGUCGUCGUAUCGCCGACGAAAGCAUCGUCCGCGAUAGUUUCCGGCCCCUUGGGUGCCGUUUCAACCGCAAGUGUAUCUUCGCUGGAUCAGAUCAAGACGCCUCUUCAUCCAUUGUAGAGCAAACCGCGCAUCCUCCCUUUACCUGGCAAAUGCACGCGUUGACAUUGCGUUGGCGAUCGACGAGGGGGAAGGAUAACAAGGAGAUCGACUUUGCAUGCGACUUGGCAUUGAUGGCCGCCCAAUACAAUUCAAUACAAUGGAGAGAUUAUUAUUUUUUUCUAUCUUGUCCGAGCAUAGUACUACGGAUUUUUGUGUUGUAAUAAAGACUUGCUAAUAUGGAUAAGAA
Molecule: messenger RNA, 1329 nt
Organism: Apis laboriosa (Himalayan honeybee)
Lineage: Eukaryota; Metazoa; Arthropoda; Insecta; Hymenoptera; Apidae
Product: flocculation protein FLO11-like
Exons: 5
Coding region: 90-1100 (336 amino acids)
Source: RefSeq, a predicted model, not a curated record